GUCUCUAAGUUUUGACACAACCUCGUCAUGGAGAGCUCUGAUUUUGAAGACGAUUUCGACGAGGAUGAUCUUGAAUCACUGGUUCAUAGCUCUCCAAGUGCAUAUACCCAUACUUUCACCUCGCCAGCUCCAGAACAACGCGAAAGCCACCACAAGGACAUCCGAGUCCUUGCAGCAGACCAAAUCACUCACAUAAAGACAUCUCAACUUCCGAUCGAGGUCGUCGAUUACAUCGCUUCUUUCUUGUUCGACUCUUGCUCAUCUGGCUGCUUCUUCCAUGUCCACUCGUUCUCUUUGGUCUGUUCUCAAUUUAGACAUGUCGCUCUGCGUCAUUAUUUUUCUUCCAUUCGCGUUGCGUCUGCAAAGCAACUUGCUGCAUAUACAAAUUUUCACUUCUCAUUGGUUUCCCGUAAUGCCCCGGGCGAUAGUGUUGGGCUCAACUACGUCAAAACACUUAUAGCACCAUCGCAUGCUCUUGAAGCAGCAUCAUGGAGUCCAUCUCUCUAUAGGAACCUGAAACACCUGAUGAUCUCUUUCUCAUCGGACGGAAGACAAUCUCAGACAACCCGACUCAAGCGCAUCUUCUCCCCACCGGGAAUCCCCCUGGUCCCGUGGUUUCCUCCUCAACUGACGUCUCUCACAAUGACAAAGCUCUGGCGAAUUGACGUACCUUUGCUCAAAACCGUUGCAUCUGCGUUCCCUUCUGUGAAGGUUCUGCACCUCAGUUGCUCGGAACAGCUAGACGUCUCCUGCUGCUGGACUUGCUUUGAAGAAAGCUCAACUGCAGUCGUGCACUCGCCAAUCCCGAAUUACUUCAGUGACAUCACGAAAUUGACGGACAACUUCGCGGAUUCGCUGGAACCACUGACCCAGUUGACUGAUCUUCACCUUGGCAUUUUUCUUUCAGAUGAGGAACUGGUGGAAAAGCAUAUCGAGCACUACGACACCCCAUUGGAAUUCGACCAUACGCACCGAAUAGCGUUCAGUUCCAAAGCUGCAUCUCCACCCACCGGAAACAUCCUCAGUCAAUUGGAAACCGAGACUACCACUGGACACAUAUCAUAUUCAGUAGACCAAGAUGACAAAAAAGAAGAGUCUCACUCCGGAACCUGUACGGAAGAUUUGCCCUUUCCUCAUGGCCCAGAGCUCUGCCGUACAUGCAAGCUUUUCGGAUCCGCAUCCAAAGUACGCACACGAGAGCUGGAGGCAAGUCUCGCGCUCGCAGGGAAAAUCAAAACAUUACGCACGAUCAGCUGGAGUUCGUUCUUCACAUCUCAGGUCUUCGAGCCAGACGACAACAAGGCCGGCGAUUGGCUUAGGAGGACUACAGCCUACAUUUUACGCGCGAAUGGGAGGGUGCGAGUGCGUAGGAGACCUUGGUAA
Molecule: messenger RNA, 1383 nt
Organism: Suillus fuscotomentosus
Lineage: Eukaryota; Fungi; Basidiomycota; Agaricomycetes; Boletales; Suillaceae
Exons: 3
Coding region: 28-1383 (451 amino acids)
Source: RefSeq, a predicted model, not a curated record